AUGAAUGUAUUUCCGAAUGAGUUAUCCGGAUUACAACCGAAGAGGGAGAUUGAAUUUACCAUUGAGUUGCAUCCGAAUGUUAAACCAAUUUCGAUUCCACCAUAUCGGAUGGCUCCUGCAGAAUUAAAGGAGUUGAUGACUCAGUUGGAAGAGUUACAAGACUUGGGGUUUAUUAGACAAAGUGUGUCCCCAUGGGGAGCACCAGUAUUGUUCGUAAAGAUGAAAGAUGACUCGUUGAGGAUGUGUAUAGACUAUCGACAAUUAAACAAUGUUACGGACUCCGGAUGGGUUCGGGGUGAUGAUAGAGGUGUGAGGUUCACAGGGAGAUUGAUAGUACCCGAUGACAAAGAGCUACAAAAGGAGAUCUUGAAAGAAGCACACCAUUCUCGGUUUGCUAUGCAUCCAAGAGUGAAGGUGGAACACCAAAGGCCGGCGGGUUUGCUACAACCCCUAUCGGUGGCACAAUGGAAAUGGGAGAUGAUCACCAUGGACUUUAUUAUGGCGUUGCCGAUGACACCGAAGCAAAAUGAUACCGUUUGGGUGAUAGUCGAUAGAUUGACCAAAUCAGCUCACUUUCUACCGGUGAACAAGACGGACACCUUAGAUUCAUUGAGCACAUUAUACGUGCAAGAGAUAGUGAGACUCCACGGAGUGGCACUGUCCAUUCUGUCUGAUCGAGACCCGCAAAAGUCCUAUGCGGAUAAGAGGAGGAGGCCAUUGGAAUUUGCGUUUGAUGACAAAGUAUUUUUGAAGGUUAGUCCACGACGUGGCAUUCAAAGGUAUAGCAAGCAAGGGAAGUUGACACCGUGGUUUGUGGGUCCUUUUGAAAUCCUUGAGCUAGUUGGAUCGAUAGCCUAUCGUUUGGCACUUCUACCAAAAUUGGCUAAAGUUCAUAAUGUGUUUCAUGUUUCUAUGCUACGAAAAUAUGAGUCGGAUCCAUCACAUGACAAGGUCUCACGAUCAAGUGCGAUACCAUUGGUUAAAGUCUUAUGGGUGUAUCACGACACGGAAGAGGUGACUAGGGAGCUUGAGUCGAAGAUGAAGGAGAAAUAUUCGCACUUAUUCGCAAGUCUAGGUGUAACUGUCCGGACAGCUUUAAAAAGCCAUCCAGACAGUCAUAGAAUAAAUGGAAACAGAGAUGGUUUCAGGCAGAGGUGUCCGGACGACCAUCUAGGGUGUCCGAACACCUCCCUAAAAUCGGCACGCGUGAGUCUAGUCUCGCAUUUUGUCGUACUUGUUUCAUUGGUUGAGACAUGUUGUGUGACACCUCAAUUUGAUGGUUGGAUGGAUGGUUGGGAGGGUGCUCCAUGGUUUGAGGCACUGAUUAGAUUUGAGAAUGCAUUUGUGCUAUGA
Messenger RNA from Tripterygium wilfordii, 1353 nucleotides. RefSeq lists its product as uncharacterized. The transcript has 9 exons. Bases 1 to 1353 code for a protein of 450 amino acids. The record is from RefSeq and is a predicted model, not a curated record. NCBI's taxonomy places the organism in Eukaryota, Viridiplantae, Streptophyta, Magnoliopsida, Celastrales, Celastraceae. Gene Ontology annotation, molecular function: nucleic acid binding.